AUGACUGCCAAAGACGUCGAAGUCGGCUCUCAAGUCACAGCAAGUGAUCAGUCACCAACCCCCGAGACGGCCCCCGACAAGCCCACUGGCUGGACGGUGACGGCAGGCGCCUUCAGCUGCGUGUUUUGCAGCUUUGGUUGGAUCAACUGCAUCGGCAUCUUUCAGGACUACUACCAGGCCUAUCAGCUGCGAUCCUACUCAUCCAGCACAAUCUCUUGGAUCGCCUCCCUUGAACUCUUCAUAAUCUCAAUCAAGGGCCCAAUCGUCGGCCGCUUCUACGAUAAAUACGGUCCCCGCUGCAUCGUCCUCACUGGCACUUUCUUCCACGUCUUCGGCCUCAUGAUGACCUCCCUUGCUAAAGAAUACUACCAGAUCAUCCUCGCGCAGGGUAUCUGCUCCGCCAUCGGAACAAGCUGUCUCUUCUCACCCGCAACAAACUGCGUUAUCACCUGGUUUUACAAGAAACGCGCUCUUGCAAUCGGUAUUGUCGCCGGCGGCUCGAGCCUCGGGGGCGUCAUCUUCCCGAUCAUGCUAAACCAUCUUGUCCGUGAAGUCGGGUUUCCUUGGGCAAUUCGGAUCUGCGCGUUCGUGAUUCUCGGGAUGCUGAUUUUUGGGAACUUAACCCUGGCUUCACGACUACCGCCCAACCCCAAGGAGCUCACCCUGCUGCAGUACUUUGCUCCACUCAAGGAAAAGACCUAUAUGUUGACAACAGUUGGGUCGUUUUUGUUCUAUCUGGGGAUGUUCUUACCCAUCAACUACAUCCAGUACCAAGCGGUAACAUACGGCAUGUCCGAUAGUCUAGCCGAAUAUCUCGUCCCUAUCCUCAACGCAGCAAGUCUCUUCGGCCGAAUCAUCGCGGGCUGGAUAGGCGAUAAGGUCGGGCGAUACAACACCCAGAUCGUAACCUGUCUGUUUUCUGGUAUCAUCGCCCUCGCGCUCUGGAUCCCGGCCAAUCAGGGCGCGCCGCUCAUUGUCUUCUCGGCACUGUACGGGUUCGGAUCGGGAGCAUUCGUCUCAUUGCUACCUGCGAUGAUAGCCCAGAUCUCGGAUGUUCGGGAAAUUGGCCUGAGGGUAGGGAUGGAGUUCGCAAUCAUGUCUAUUGCGGCGCAGGUGAGCAAUCCUAUUGGGGGCGCCCUGAUCGAUCACAAUCACGGCUCGUUUCGCGACUUGCAGAUAUUUUGCGGGGUUGUGUUGCUUGCAGGAGUGUUGGAUUCGUCAUGGCGAGGUUGUCGUUAG
This is a messenger RNA of Aspergillus affinis, 1239 nucleotides long. RefSeq names its product MCT family MFS transporter. The record is from RefSeq and is a predicted model, not a curated record. Gene Ontology annotation, cellular component: fungal-type vacuole membrane. Gene Ontology annotation, biological process: transmembrane transport. The transcript is spliced from 4 exons. Bases 1 to 1239 code for a protein of 412 amino acids. Gene Ontology annotation, molecular function: transmembrane transporter activity. Lineage: Eukaryota; Fungi; Ascomycota; Eurotiomycetes; Eurotiales; Aspergillaceae.